GUCACUCUACACAACUCGAUCGAAUGGAUUAAUCUGUCUACUACAGGCACCCUGACAGGUGCCUCUAUUCCCGCCUUGCCCACAUGUAGUCCGGAUACACCCUCACGGUCCAGCACAGCCACCGGGUCGGUCGAUUUACAUCCAGGUCAAUCGUUGAAUGCGGUGAUUCAUUACGAACUAAAAGAAUUGGGACCACACACGUUGCGCUGCUCCGCUUCUUACUAUUUGCUCACUCAAUCAGCUGCUGUCAUUUCACCAAUCAGUUCAUCAUUCAAAGGUAAUAUCACUAAUCAAUCGGUGCUUCAUCUCCUGUGCUGUUCACCAGCUGGAAUUGACUGA
Echinostoma caproni is the source of this 339-nucleotide messenger RNA. Lineage: Eukaryota; Metazoa; Platyhelminthes; Trematoda; Plagiorchiida; Echinostomatidae. The record is from the annotation of a GenBank genome assembly.